CUCAAAUAAUAAAAAAUAUUUCAUUUUAAAAUCUCCAAAAUAUAAAUCGAAGUUUGUGAAUGUUUGUAACUCUUACGUUUUCCCAAACAAAAUUGGGCAAACCUCAUCUAAAAACGAGAGGAGUACAAGUGUACAUCCACCCCAUUUCAUUUCAUCUUCCGAGCCAGCCACAGAUUCGGCCGGCGCAGGCACCGCGAAAAAUGGCGGCAGCCAUGUUCUCCCCAACUGCCCCUUCCAGUUCCGCCGCGAAGCCGCCGCCAUCCACCGCCUCCUCCGUCAAACCCCACCAGAGCACCAACAUUCCGAGACGACACAUGCUGAAAUUAGGGCUGGGCAUCGCGCCUCUGCUAACCGGAAUUCCUCCUCCGCCGCCCGCGAAAGCCAAGGAAGUAGAAGUCGGCUCUUUCCUCCCGCCGUCGCUCACCGACCCUUCUUUUGUCCUCUACAGAGCUAAACCCGCCGACACUCCCGCCCUUCGUGCCGGAAAUGUGCAGCCAUACAGGUUUAUGCUCCCGCCUACAUGGAAGCAGACUCGGGUGGCAAACAUAUUGUCUGGGAACUAUUGCCAGCCCAAGUGCGCCGAGCCAUGGAUCGAGGUGAGAUUCGAGAACGAGAAGCAGGGGAAGGCACAGGUGGUGGCGUCGCCUUUGGUACGCCUUACAAACAAACCCAAUGCCACAAUUGAGGACAUUGGGACCCCAGAAAAGGUCAUCGCAUCCCUCGGCCCUUUUGUCACCGGGAACACAUUUGACCUUGAUGAACUUGUCCGGGCUUCCGUUGAAAUGCAUGGGGGUCUAACGUAUUACAGAUAUGUUCUUGAGACUCCGUACGCGCUGACCGGGUCCCACAACCUUGCGAAAGCCACGGCAAAGGGAGACACGGUUGUCCUCUUUGUGGUUAGCGCCAGUGAGAAACAGUGGCAAUCUUCACAGAAAACUCUAGAAGCCAUUGUCGAUUCCUUUGAGCUGUAACUUUUUUUUUCCUUGAGUGGGGAGGAGAUUGUUACUGGUUUAAAACCCAUUGGGACUUUUUAUUGUACUUUGUAUUAGCUCAAUUCUAAUUUGCUUUUCAAUUUCGUAACUAUGUAAUAUUGUAAUAUACUUUGUCCUAAUUU
Cuscuta campestris is the source of this 1114-nucleotide messenger RNA. The record is from the annotation of a GenBank genome assembly. NCBI's taxonomy places the organism in Eukaryota, Viridiplantae, Streptophyta, Magnoliopsida, Solanales, Convolvulaceae.